Ictalurus furcatus (blue catfish) is the source of this 2139-nucleotide messenger RNA. It is a transcript of the gene ino80b, whose product is annotated as INO80 complex subunit B. Lineage: Eukaryota; Metazoa; Chordata; Actinopteri; Siluriformes; Ictaluridae. Gene Ontology annotation, biological process: chromatin remodeling. Gene Ontology annotation, cellular component: Ino80 complex. The transcript has 5 exons. The record is from RefSeq and is a predicted model, not a curated record. Bases 188 to 1258 code for a protein of 356 amino acids.
GUUGAGUCAAAGCUACUUCCGGAACUGCUGCAUGUUUUUUUUUCUCUCUCUCUCACACUUAUCCGGUUAGCUCGCUAGCUAGCACGGAAUAGUUAGUUAGUAACCAGUGCCCGCUAUAAUAAGUAAAUAAAUUAAGAGUGAAAAUGGUGGCAGUGUGGAUCAGCUGAGUGGUUAUACAGCAGCGUCAAUGGGAAAGAGGAAGGACAUGAUGAUCCACCCCAGGUUUCUUGUAGGGGAGGAGGAUGACUACAACGCGCACAGGAAGAAGCACAAAAAGCACAAGAAACAUAAGAAGAAGCACCACCGUGACGACGGCCACAGCUUCUCGUCUGAGGCUCUGGAGUCUGACUCGGGCAUCGUGCUGAAACCUCCACAGCUGAAGCUGAAGAUCAAAUUAGGAGGGCAAACACUGGGCACAAAGAGCGUGCCCACCUUCACGGUGAUACCGGAAACCGUACGCUCGAUGUCUCCUCUGAUUGUGGACAGUGAUGAUGAUGAUGACGAGACUGAUGAUGAGGACGAGGACGAGGAUGAUGAGGACGAUGAUGAGCCCUCGGAAGGAGUUCCUAUUGAGCAGUACCGUGCCUGGCUCGGUGCGUCUCUAGGUUUCAUCAUGCUAAACGAGGACAGUAACUUGGAGCCUUCUCCUCUGCCAGACAUGGACACCGAUUCGUUUUUGGAAGGCCCAAUGGACGAAGAGGAGAAGUGGCUUGAUGCGCUGGAGAAAGGAGAACUGGAUGAUAACGGAGAGCUGAAGAAGGAGAUAGACGAGUCGCUUCUGACUGCCAGACAGAAAGCGCUGUUGCACAAGCAGCAGAUCCAGCCCCUCUUCGAGCUCCCCAUGGGCUACAAGGAGAAGGAGCUGACGGCCGAGAUGCUGCAGAAGCGGGAGGAACGAGCCCGCAAAAGACGCCUGCAGGCAGCCAAAAAGGCUGAAGAGAACAAGAACCAGACCAUCGAGAGACUCACCAAGACCAGCAAGGCCAAAAUCAAGAGCACAAAAGAGCGCAAGGCCAAGCACGCGCAGGUGCCCAUGGUGAGGUACUCGGAUAACGCACAGGGGACAGCGAUCUCUUACCCGGUUGGAGUGACCGCUCCGGCACCUGCCCCUCCACGCCCACUUCCUCCUGCUCCAGUGAGCUGCGGCGUCGCUGGCUGCCCCAACCUGAAGAAGUAUUCGUGUUCCAAGACGGGAACGCCACUCUGCAGUCUGAACUGUUACAGGAAGAACUUAAUGCUUGUAGAGAGUGCAGCUUGAUCUUAACGAACUCAAAAGGACAUGGGGUUAGCAGCUUUUAGAAUCCUUGCACUAGUGGAACUGCAGGAUUUAUGGAUGUCUGUGAGUAAAAGAGAGUCUAAUGUAUACUUUUUUUUUUUUUUACAUUUUUUAUUCAUAAUACACAUUUUGGGCAGAAAUCGGGUUUUCGAGCCUAUUUCCUGUUUAACUGGCUUUCCAGAUGAACCUGCUAGUUUGUCUUGCUAACACAGAUGUCCUCUGUAGUGUCGGAUCCCAAUCCUUCAAGCAUGCAUGUGCGAUUAUAAGCUGGCCAAGCAUGUGAACGUAACUAAUAUCCAAGCUCAUUUCAGUUAUUUAAAUAAAGGAGUAAUUUUGUCAUUUUUAGACAUCUCUGCUUCUUGCCAGGGAAACUGCAACUGCAAACAUUGACAAGCCCUUUUCCCUUUCGUGCUGAAACUAUACACUAUAUUCCUUAUGAUUUAUCUUUUAAAGGAAAUAGGAGCAGUUAGGUAGCUGAGUUUCAGCUGGGGGCGGGGCUAAUAUCAAGAAGCCUGACCUGUACAUUAGCCGUAUACGCUGCAUGGCGAGAUGACCAAUCACAGGCAUUUUAGGGCAUUGUUCAAAUCACAUGAUUAUUACAGGUUUAGAAAUAACUUUACACCUUUAAUGUCAUCCAGAAAGGAGGACCUGGACCUGGUUUGGUUUAUAUUGUAUUCAGUUUCAGAAAAUAACUUCAUUUGUUCGUUAAUUAUGUUAAAUUAGAGAUGAGGACUAUGCUGAAUCAGUGUAGAGAGUGUUUGUGUGUCAAGGCUUUAGCGUUUUAAUUUUUCCUUGAGUACUCAAGAUUUUUUAUUUAUUUUUGUUAUAAGAAGCCUGAAAUAAACAACAUUAUUACAAAGUGA